CCAAAAUGGCGGAAGGUAGAGUCGGAUCGGCAGGAGCUGGACAGUAAAUUGUAUCUCAAGCACUUGUCGCUUGUUAAAAUAUUUACAUUUGUUAUGAAAGUGGGGUUUUAAGCAACACCAUUUCAAGUUGUGAGAAGACUCGUCACAUUUGCAAAAGGUACAGCCGGCGGGGAUGGGAGAUGAUGGAGGACAAAGGCCCUCGCGUAGCAGACUACUUUGUGGUGGCCGGCCUGACAGACGCCUCCACGCCGCUGGAUCAGGAGAUCCACUUUGAUGAUGUCUGCCAUAAGAUGGCCAAGCCCAAGGAGCCCAUCACCGACGUGGCCGUGGUGAUGCGGUCGCUGGGGGAGGAGGUGCCGUCCGGCUACACCUGUGUGGACACCACCCCCUCGGGCCUGUCAGCCGACCUGAACAACGGCGGCCUCAUGGCGCCGCAGAUCUUCCUCUGCUACCGGCGAGGGCGUGACAAGCCUCCGCUCACCGACCUGGGUGUUCUGUACGAGUGGAAGGAGCGUCUGAAACAGGGCUGCCACAUCAUCCAGACCACUCCCUCUGGCCGUCCAGCAAACAUCAGCAGCACCUCGUCCCAACGCAUCUACAUCACUUACCGCCGGGCACCUGAGAGCCAGCCACAUGCCGCCCUGGCCGUCACAGACAUCUGCAUAAUCAUCCCGGGCAAGGGCGAGACUCCCCCGCACACCUUCUGUAAGGUGGAGAAGAACCUCAACAGCAGCUUGUGGGGCUCUUCUGUAUAUCUGUGCUAUAAGAAGUCGGUGGCCAAAACCAACAUGAUAGCCUACAAAGCAGGUUUGUUCAGCAGAUACCCAGAAGAGGACUACGAGUCGUUCCCUCUGCCAGAGUCGGUCCCUCUCUUCUGCCUGCCCAUGGGGGCCACUAUCGAGUGCUGGCCCGCGUCAACCAAAUACUCCCUCCCUGUAUUCUCCACCUUCGUCCUGACCGGAGCCUCGGGAGAGAAGGUGUAUGGUGCAGCCAUCCAGUUCCAUGAGCCCUACCCACAGGAGUGUCUGACAGAGCAGCAGCGCUCCCAGCUGGGCCUGCUAGGCCCUGACCCCCUCAAGAGCCCCCCCACCACUGCAGCCACCCCCACAUCUCCCACCGGCACCGCGGCCAGCGCGCCGCCCCCACGCUCCAUCUACACCAACAAGUGCAUCUGCCUGCUCUCCCACUGGCCCUUCUUCGACGCCUUCCGCAAGUUCCUCACCUUCCUCUACCGUUACUCCAUCUCCGGCCCGCACGUCCUGCCCAUCGAGAAGCACAUCUCCCAGUUCAUGCACAAGGUCCCCUUCCCCUCCUCACAGAGGCCCAGAAUCCUGGUGCAGCUCUCGCCUCACGACAGUCUGAUGUUGAGCCAGCCUGUGUCGUCUCCUCUACCUCUCAGUGGGGGUCGGUUCUCUACGCUGCUUCAGAACCUGGGUCCAGAGAACGCCGUCACGCUCUUGGUGUUUGCUGUGACAGAACACAAGAUCCUGGUGCACUCCCUGCGGCCCGCAGUGCUGACCAGCGUCACCGAGGCUCUGGUGUCUAUGAUCUUUCCGUUUCACUGGCCGUGCCCAUACAUCCCCCUCUGCCCGCUGGCGCUGGCAGACGUGCUGAGCGCCCCCUGCCCCUUCAUCGUAGGCUUGGACUCACGCUACUUUGACCUUUAUGACCCCCCGCCGGACGUCAGCUGUGUGGACCUAGACACAAACACCAUCUCCCACAAUGAAGAUAAGCGAGCCCUGACUUGGAAGAUCCUGCCAAAGAAAGCCUGUAAAAACCUGAUGAAUGUGCUGAACCAUCUCUACCAGCAACUUGUGGACGGCCAACAGAGGCCAGACGGUCUCCUGGAACUCAGCAUGAGCGACUCGUCCGAGCUGAGCUGCGGCAAGAGCCUGCACACGCUGGAGAUGGAGAUCCAGGAGGCUUUCCUGCGCUUCAUGGCGGCCAUCUUGAAGGGCUACCGCUCUUACUUGCGACCCAUCACCCAAGCUCCCUCGGAGAAGGCCACCGACGCCAGCUCUCUCUUCGACCUCCAAGGCUUCUUAAAGAGUCGUGACCGCUCACACCAGAAGUUCUACUCCCUCAUGACCAAGACGCAGAUGUUCAUCCGCUUCAUCGAGGAGUGCUCCUUCGUUAGUGACAAAGACGCCAGCUUGGCUUUCUUCGACGACUGUGUGGACAAACUGUACAGCUCAGAGCGCAGUGCAGAAAAAGGAGGCAAGGUGGACAGCGAUAAGCCGGAGGAAACCAGGCUGAUCGAAAUCGACGAAUCCCAACGCAGCGAGCACACAGUGUUCAUCACGCCCCCAGAGCUGCCCCCUCUCCCCGAGGGCGAGGAGUAUCCCCUGUGCUACAGCUAUGACGGCUUCCCGGUGUUGAGUCUCCACCUGUUCGACCCCAUGGAGGGGCUCCGAACCCCGGCCUCUCGCCUCGCCGCUCGGCCCAGCUGCCCCGCCAGCCCCGCGCCCAUGUUCAGACGCACCAAGCAGGAGAUCAAGUCGGCCCAGAAGAUCGCCAAGAAGUACUCGUCCAUCCCCCAGAUGUGGUCCAAGUGUCUGCUGCGUCACUGCUACGGCCUGUGGUUCAUCUGCCUGCCCGCCUACGUCAAGGUGUGCCACUCCAAGGUGCGGGCGCUGCGCACCGCCUACGACGUCCUGCGGAAGAUGCAGACCAAGAAGCUGCAGCCUCCGGACGAGGUGUGCUACAGGGUGCUGAUGCAGCUGUGUGGUCAGUACGGGCAGCCUGUCCUGGCCGUCAGGGUCCUCUUUGAGAUGAAAAAGGCCGGGGUCCACCCCAACGCCAUCACCUACGGCUACUACAACAAGGCGGUGCUGGAGAGCACCUGGCCCUCCAGCACCAGAGGAGGCUACUUCCUGUGGAUGAAACUGAGGAACGUGGUUCUCGGCGUGGCCCAGUUCAGACGGGCGCUACGGAAACAGCAGGCCCAUCCCACCCAGAGCCCGUUGUCAGAUGGCAGCGACCUGGACGCUGUGAGUCACGGCAGCCUGGAUAGCUCUAACACGGCCGAGCAGGGCCCCUUCGCCACUGACUCCAUCAAAGUAGACCCCACUGACGAUAGAUCUAGCACAGGUGACCAGUCAGACCUGGGCUACAACUCUCUGUCCAAAGAGGAGGUGCGUAGAGGAGACCCCACAACCCAAGACGCCAUCCCCGACAAGGACGACAAAAAAGAGAGUGACUGCAGCUCCCUAUCAGAAACAGAGAGUGCUAAGGGCAGUGGGGACUGCCUGCCCCAGCUAGAUUUCCCAGAAGUCAACGCUCCGUUCAAGCCUCGCCCUGGUAUCGUCCGUGGCAACUGUCCCUAUGACAACGCAGCCUGUGAGAUCAAGGGCAUAACCAGCUCGGGCCAUGUGGCCGGUCUUCUCUUCACCUCCUCUCUGGAGGAGAUAGGGGUGAUCCAGAGCAACAGCCUGCGCCGGAGACACAAGAGCGCGCUGGAGGAGUCGUCCUCGGCCAGCGGGCGCCCUGCCCUGGACUGGCAGGCGGUCCGCACGCGCAGGCUGAGCGGGGACACGGUGGGCGGCAUCCCAGUCCUGGGCCUGGGCAUGAGCCAGGCCGAGACCGACCCCGCCAGGAUAGCAGAGAACCUGGGCGCCGAUGCCAAGAUCCUGUCUGGAACCAGCUUCACCUCGAGGCCCCGCUCGCUGGCGCUGGGCGGGCAGAAGGGAGCGGAGGGUCGACCAGGCGCCUCCAGGGUCCAUCAGCACCUCGAGGAUGCAGAGGACAGGGAGUCGAGCGAUGACGAGAAGGGCAACACGGACGCCAUUUUCGAUUUGGAGGACCUCGAUUUGGACGGGCCUACAAUGGACGUCGGUCCCGCCAAGAAAGCAGUGGGUCGCAGCGCCAGCUACGCCGGCGAGGGCACCCCCCCGGCCUCCAGGGGCACCGUCAAACGCACCGGCAUCCAGACCGGCUUCGACCCUCUCUCCCUCCUGGCGGCCCAGUCGGAGUCGCAGCAGGACCAGGAGGAGGACCAGGACGGUGACGAGGACGAGGUCAGCACCCCGACCGUCCGCCGCCACCUGGCCAGGGAGAUCGAGCUCUACAUGAGCCACAUGGGCAGCCCCCUGAGCAGCCGCACCCCCAGCAUGGACCUCCAGGACCCCUCCAGCCCCCUCCUCCUCCACCCCGCGUCCACCCUCUCCGCCCCGCGCCGCGCCAGCCUGCCCCACAGCUCCCCCAUGAGGAGCGCGGGCGUGCCACGCUCCAGCACCUACCACUCGCCCUCGCCGUCCCACCUCGGGGCCUCCCGCCAGCGCCUCUGGUCCUCCCCGUCAUGCCCUCGGUCAGGCACCGCCACCCCCAGCCCCCGGCCCAGCCCCUACAGGGAGAGGGGGCUGGAUGACAGCCAGGGGAUGGGUCUGGUGUCACCCUCGCCCACAUCCUCAUCCUUCGCCCUGGACUCCCUCCUCACCCCCACCUUGGACGUGUUCAAGAGCAGCAUGUUCUCUGCUGGAAAAGGCGUUGCGGAGAAGGCCAGUCGCUGGUAUUCGCGUCUGGCCACCUACACCACCCCCACUAAGGACGGUAACAGUGACCGUUUGAGCGUGUCCUCCCUGGGGAUGGGAGACCCAGACUGCUGCUCCCUGCUGGAUGAGGAGGCUUACGGAGAACCAGAUGGACCCAUCUCCCCCCAAAGGAACGGCCCGGCGGGGCCCCGCAGGAGCCCCAGACGCAGCCCCCUCCGCUCCAGGCUGGAGAGCCCAACCCUGGGCUCCAGCUCUGGCCGGACCCCAGGCUGUGUGCUCUCUUCUCCUGGCUUCCCUCUCCCAGAGGGGGCCCAGUCAGACCUGGGCUCCUCCCUCUACACCAGCAACACCAGCAUCUUCCACAACUACGCCAUGGAGCUGCUGAUCUCCAGCUGCUCGCGCUGCAAGACGUGUGACUGCCUGGUGUACGACGAGGAGAUCAUGGCCGGCUGGACGGCCGACGACUCCAACCUGAACACCACCUGCCCCUUCUGCGGCAACCCCUUCCUCCCUUUCCUCAACGUGGAGAUCAGGGACCUGCGCGGCCCUGGGAGGUUCUUCCUGAAGAGCAGCCCGUCUGCAGACGAGGCGGCCUGCUCCUCCUCCUACUCUGUGUCCACGGGCCUGGACACGGGCACGUCCACGCUCUCCACCCCCUGUCCCACCACCGCCCUCUCCCCCCCCUCCCCCAGGAUCACCAUCCAGGAAUGUGCGGGGAAUAGCAGCAGAGUUUUGUCCUCAUCCAGAGCCCAGUGCAUAGAGAUCCCCAGCGAGCGUCGCCAGGGCACUCUGUCUCCGGGGGCCCCCAUGGCUCGCAGCGUCAGCGCCUUGGGCCCCAUGGACGAGCCACCCAGACUCAACCACUGGGUCCCCACCAGCGGCAGCCUGCCCAGCCGCCUCAACGAAGCCACCGACCCGCUGAGCAUGGAGUGGCGUCUUCACAACCCUGAGCCCGUGACGGUGCCCUACCUGAGCCCCCUGGUGCUGUGGAAGGAGCUGGAGAGUCUUCUGGAGAACGAGGGCGACGCCGUCAUCACGGCAUCCGACAUGGUGGACCUCCAUCCCAUCAUCUACUGGAACCUGGUGUGGUACUUCAGACGGCUGGACCUGCCCAGCAACCUGCCGGGCCUCAUCCUCACCUCUGAGCACUGCAACAGGGGCUCUCAGGUCCCCCGAAGCUGGAUGUCCGAGGACAGUAAGCACGUGCUGAUCCAGAUCCUGUGGGACAACCUGAAGCUUCACCAGGACCCCGUCCAGCCCUUCUACAUCCUCUGGAACACACACAGACAUAAUUGUACGCUUUUGUUAGACAACGUGGGCUACCCGCUGGCGCGGCCGGUGAGGGAGGAGGAGAGGCCGUUUGGGGAGGAGCUGCUGCAGAGCGUGGUGAAGAGCAUCCAGAGGAACGACGUGACGCGCCCCAUGGGCCAGCUGCUCCAGCUGCUGGGCCAGACGCUGGGCGUCAGGAGGCACAGGAGUUUGUACAGAGAUAUUCUCUUCCUGUCCUUGGUAGCUUUGGGAAAGGAUAAUAUAGAUAUUGAUGCGUUUGACCGUGAGUACAAGAUGGCAUACGACCGCCUCACUCCUAACCUGGUCAAACUCACUCAUAACUGUGACCGCCCCCCCAGCGCAGGAGUCAUGGAGUGCCGCAAGACAUUUGGCGAACCCUACCUUUGACAUCUCCCCCCCCCCCACCUAACCACCUCACCUUCGAUGUGUGACCCCAGACCUACGGCACACGCCCUUGUGCGCCUGGCUCAGCUCACAACCAGAACU
Molecule: messenger RNA, 6266 nt
Organism: Hypomesus transpacificus
Lineage: Eukaryota; Metazoa; Chordata; Actinopteri; Osmeriformes; Osmeridae
Product: C-myc promoter-binding protein-like
Exons: 34
Coding region: 180-6167 (1995 amino acids)
Biological process (GO): regulation of Rab protein signal transduction
Cellular component (GO): cytoplasmic vesicle; ESCRT I complex
Molecular function (GO): protein binding
Source: RefSeq, a predicted model, not a curated record